Messenger RNA from Haliotis rubra (blacklip abalone), 1583 nucleotides. Its product is annotated as cytochrome P450 3A41-like. Gene Ontology annotation, molecular function: steroid hydroxylase activity; oxidoreductase activity, acting on paired donors, with incorporation or reduction of molecular oxygen; iron ion binding. Lineage: Eukaryota; Metazoa; Mollusca; Gastropoda; Lepetellida; Haliotidae. Bases 1 to 1434 code for a protein of 477 amino acids. The transcript has 8 exons. The record is from RefSeq and is a predicted model, not a curated record.
AUGGAAUUAGAGGUCCAAAAAGAGAAAGAGCAGACAGAAAGGGAAUUGAGAUCCAGGCAAUUAGAUAUUCAGAAGCUGGAGUUAGAGCUGAAGAUAAAACAGCAGAAACUAGGUGAUGAGAAGAAUAAGGGAUUUGAUGUGGCAAAAUUUGUGAAACUUAUUCCCCUGUUUCAAGAAAAUGAGGUUGAUAAGUUCUUUUUGCAUUUUGAAAAGUUAGCUACAAAUUUGAAAUGGCCUGAAGAAUCAUGGACUACACUUGUUCAGAGUGUUCUCGUAGGCAAAGCUCAGGAAGUUUAUGCAGCUCUAUCCAUUGAUCAGAGCUCUGAUUAUCAAGUGGUUAAGAGUGUCAUACUGAAAGCUUAUGAGUUAGUUCCCGAGGCUUAUCGACAAAAGUUUAGAAACUGUAGAAAGCAUGAAGGACAGACUUACGUUGAGUUUGCUAGAAACAAGGUUAUGAUGUUUGAUAGAUGGUGUUCAUCCAAAGAGAUAAACAAGGAUUAUGAGAAAUUGAAACAACUCACGCUGGUUGAGGAGUUCAAAAGGUUGCUGUUUCCAUUCACCAAGUCCGUGUUUGAGAAGGUGGACUUCCAGAUUCUGGACACCGACAAAGACAAGGCGAAGUUCCGUUCUAUGAUCAAACAGGUGAUCGAGGACAGGAAGAAUAAUCCCGACUCGGAUCACAGUGACAUCCUGCAGGCGAUGUUGGACACCCACAAGGAGGAGUCUUCACAAGACCCGGAUGAUGAUUCUGAUGACGACACGGAGACCAAGCUUGACUUCAAGUACUUCAAGAAGCGAGGUCUGACAAACUAUGAGAUCUUCUGCAACUCCCACAUCUUCCUCCUUGCCGGCUACGACACCACCUCCAACGCCUUGACCUUCACCGCCUAUCUCUUAGCAAAACACCCAGAGAUCCAGGAGAAGUUGUACCAGUCGAUAAGGACACACAUUGGCGAUAAGAAGCCCACGUACGCCGACGUGACGAAGCUUCAGUACUUGGAGAACGUGUUCCUGGAAACUCUGAGACUCUAUCCCCCGGCAACCAGGAUCACACGAGUUCCCGCCAAGAGCACCAACAUCAACGGCUACCACAUCCCCGCCGGCCUGCCCAUCAUCAUACCCGUGUACGCCAUACAGCAUGAUCCAGAAUUCUGGUCCGACCCGGAAAAAUUCGACCCUGACAGGUUUCUUCCUGAGAAUAAGCAUGAGCUACACAACUACAUGUGGAUGCCGUUUGGCGUCGGGCCGCGGAACUGUCUGGGGAUGAGGCUCGCCUUGCUGGAAGCCAAGAUGGCGAUAGUAGCGUUAGUGCAGAACUUCCGGUUUGUUGUGAGCCCGGAGACAGAGGCGUCUGUCAAACUGGAAAAGGGAGGUUUCGUUAGACCAGAGAACAAUCUUUAUAUCGGCGUUGAAAGACGCCAGCAGGCUUCAUAAUAGUCAUACUAGACGCAGCCACCAACUGAUCACAUUUCACAAGACAAAGAUUGAAGAAGAAUUUGCAGCAAUGUCGUUUGUGCAAGACGCCUGUGUAUGGUGUAACCAGAAAGAUCAAGAAACGGAAGGUGACCCUUGUUGGGGUGAAC